Molecule: messenger RNA, 2733 nt
Organism: Metarhizium brunneum ARSEF 3297
Lineage: Eukaryota; Fungi; Ascomycota; Sordariomycetes; Hypocreales; Clavicipitaceae
Product: Transcriptional activator protein acu-15
Biological process (GO): DNA-templated transcription; positive regulation of transcription by RNA polymerase II
Molecular function (GO): sequence-specific DNA binding; zinc ion binding; DNA-binding transcription factor activity, RNA polymerase II-specific
Source: RefSeq, a predicted model, not a curated record
AUGGAUCCGGCACACAUUUUUAGGCAAGGACUUGGGUCUGUCCCGUCCCGCCCAAAUCAACCAUAUACAGCCCAUUACCAGAAACCACAAAGGUCCAAUGACGAUCUUUCCGAUGACGACGGCUCAGGUCACCGCGUUGCCCACACAUUGACAGCCUGCUGUCGCUGUCGUCAGCGGAAAACCCGCUGCGAUCCGUCUUUGCCACGAUGUUUGCCGUGCGAGAGGUCUGGUUCAAUAUGCGAAUACUUGGAUACUGCCAAAGGCAAGAAAAUUAACCGAUACUAUGUCAUCAAGCUUCAGGACAGGGUUAGGGCGCUCGAGGCCGAGUUGGCCCAUUACACGGAUGAUGAGAAUGAUUAUCCCAAGACUACUGAAGACAUUGUUCGACCUGGAGGCAUGAUCCGUCUCAAAGCAAGUGAUGAAACGUCUAGAUACUUGGGGCCCAGCAGUGGCAUUGCUAUGACUAGGCUGUUGAUGGAGGAGGCUAAGAGAUACACGGCAUCUAACCGCAUAUCCGACCUCAUACCCGAGGUACGGGCUAGAAGCCAAGCUCGGAUGCAGUCUAUACAAAUGACUGGGCCACCAAAUGGCAGAAAGAAAAGCUACCCGAUGCUCAGCGAGGGCCCUGCCGACGGUCUACCGUCUCGCGCAACCAUGGACAAACUUAUCGAGCUAUUCAUUCAAAAAUCACAAGUAUUUUGGCCUGUUCUCCAUGAGAAGAAUUUUGAAAGGGACAUGGAAGCAGUGUACAAUGGUGACGAAGACCCGUACAAAAACUUCGUGCUGCGGAUGGUUAUUGCUAUUGCCCUUCAAAAAUUUGACUCACAAUAUGCCGGCUUAGCAGACAGCUACUACUUAGCAGCCAUGCAGUACGCCGAAGCUGUGAUACGUCCCAAGGAUCUCAGGACUUUGCAGUGUCUAGUUUUGAUCGGUCAUUAUUCGCUCCUCACCCCCACGAGAACGCCAGUGUACUAUGUCAUUGGCCUUGCGACUCGCAUCUGCCAACAAGAGGGCUUAACGGACGAGCAGACGAUCACUACUGGCUAUAAUUUGGACGAGCAGACGAUUGAUAUGCGAAGACGCCUUGCGUGGAUUGUCGCAGUCAUGGACUUUGGGUUGUCCUAUCACAUGGGGCGACCCAGUGGGUUUGCAACAGGAAAUGACAAAGUAGAUGUGUCCAUAUUUUCCACCGUUGAUGAUGAGCACAUCACAGCAAAUGGAAUCAGUGCUGGCCCUACCAGUCCACGAAAGGCUUUCGCUGCUCACUUCUAUCAAUGCCGAGAAUUACAGGCGGAAAUUCGAAGAAAUCUCUAUGAACAAAAGCGACACCAACCAAAUAACGACUCAUAUCCCUGGUUCGAUAGUAUAGAAAAGAAGAUGAAGUCUUGGCUGGACGCUGCGCCCAGUCAUAUUCAAUGGGGCCCUUCAUGGUGUGCCACCUUCUAUCACCACACUCGGGUGGUUCUCUACAGACCUUCGCCGCAAGUUCCCCAGCCCUCUGCACGGGCUGCUACGAUUUGUUUUGAGAGCUCUGCCUUUGUUAUCAACCUGGCAGAAAAGCAAAUGAGCAGCGGCUUCUUCAGCAUCACUUGGCUACUACUACUUAUGCUCACCUCAUGUUUAAAUGCCCUUUUAUGGUCAACGUCAUACCCAGAAGUUCGGCAGGCCCAUUCUCGACAGGAAGUGGAGGAUCUUGUAGCCAGAGCGCUGGCGUGUCUCGAAAAGUGCGCAGAACGAUGGCCCGGCACUCGUUAUACGGCCCAACUAUACAACGUCAUCUCCAAAGCCUGCUUGCAAAGCUACGACAGGGCUCCUGACAGCCAGCAUCCAAUGUUCUCCUUCGCCAGUCCAUCGUCGGUCGCCGAGCCACAGUCAUCACCCGACAGUUAUGUACAGACUGGGCCUUCUCAACAGCUCCCGUACCUGAAUCCUCCCCAGUUUGGUUUUGUAUUCGAUUCACCGCCAGAGUCCAUGAAUGCAUAUACUUUUGAUCCGAACUACCCGCCACCUCAGCCGACUUUUAGAUCCAAUUCAAUUUUCUGCAAUCCUGCUACUGAUGCAAACGGGAGGAGAUUCUCUUAUUUCCCGCCCGAAGGUUCACCAGAAGACAAUCCUGCCCAGUCUGUAAUGAGUCACAAUCAGACGACUUCGCCUUCUGUAGACCACUCGAGGCAGAUCCCGACGCCACCUGAUUCGAUCCCGACUGGCACCAUGUCGGCCGCUACUCCCAACACGACGCUUUCGCCGCAAAAUCUGCCAUUGCAGUCGUCAGCUCUAUCUGACGCUUCAUCCGCACCUCGUGUUGUGCCAAUGCAAGACCACAUUUCGCCUCCGCAGAGUGGGCAGCCAACUCAAGUAACGCCCAACUUCACCACGGCAAGGCCAUCGGUGCCCCAGCGGCCAUUGCCGGCCACCACUUCCGCUGCUGAUUGGUUCUCCCCUCCAGCUCCCUUUAUUUCGCCGUACAACUUUGGACCUAUGAGUAGCAACUGCUUCAACGACGCAAUGCCUAAUAAUUUUGCCGAGGUGCCGACUGGUAGCCUUGGUGGGCUGCAGAACAUGGCCACUGGGUUUGAUGCCCAUGGCCAGUACGGCUUCAUGCCUGGGAGACAAGGCAGUCUUACUCACUCGCAGCAAUUGGAGCUGAUGAAUGCGUUGGAGACAGAAGGUAUUGGAGACAUUGAUGCUUUUUUGAACGCUGGAAACAACAUGGCAGAUGUAAGAUGGUGUUAG